AUGGACCAAAACCGUGCUGUGUUCGAGGACCUGGCCGUGGGUGCCCCUUUUGACGGCGCGGGCAAGGUGUUCAUUUACCACGGCAGCGCCCUGGGCAUCGUAGCGCCCCCUGCCCAGGUGCUGGACGGGGAGGCCGUGGGGGUCUCGGCCUUUGGCUACUCGCUCUCGGGGGGGCUGGACGUGGAUGGGAACCUGUACCCCGACCUGUUGGUGGGGUCCCUGUCGGACACCGUGGUGCUCUACAGGGCGCGGCCGGUGGUUCACGUGUCCCGGGACGUGUCGGUGCUGCCGCCGCUCAUCGACCUGGAGCAGAGCAACUGCCGCGACGGGCCCGGCGUGUGCCUGGAGCUCCGGGCGUGUUUCAGCUUCAGCGAGAGCCCGGGCAGGGACAGCGCCCCCGCCCCGCUGGAGCUGGCGCUGGCGCUGGAGGCGGACUCGGAGCGGCGCCUGCGGGGGCAGCAGCCCCGGGGCUCCUUCCUGGAGCGGGGCCCGGCCGAGCCCGAGCACCGGAUCCGGGCCCGGCUGGAGCUGCCCCGGCCGCGGGAGCGGCGCUGCGUGCCCGCCACCUUCCGCCUGCACGACGACAUCCGGGACAAGCUCCGCCCCAUCGCCGUCACUCUGUCCUUCUCCAUCGCGGGGACCCCGCGGGGGACACGGGGGACACGGGGGACAUCGGGGACACGGGGGCGCCGGGGGACGGCGCUGCCCCCACUGGAGCCGGCGCUGAGCCCGCGGCAGCCCAGCACGCUGCGCACCGAGGUGCAUUUCCUGCGCCAGGGCUGCGGCGAUGACCGGAUCUGCCAGAGCCACCUGGAGCUGCGGCCGCGCUUCUGCGCCCGCCUUGGGGACAGCGACUUCCUGGCCCUGCCCCGGGACGAGGACGGCGCUGCCAUCCUGGCCAUCGGUGACCAGAAGGACGUGGCCCUGGAGCUGCAGGUGACCAACGAGCCCUCGGACCCCGCGCAGCCGCACAGGGACGGGGACGACGCCCACCAGGCCCUGCUGGUGGCAUCGCUGCCCCCCGAGCUGCCCUACGCUGCCAUCCGGGCCGAGGAGAGCGCGGUUCUGUGCUUGGCCAACCCCAACGGCUCCAGGGUGGAGUGCGAGCUGGGGAACCCCCUCAAACGGGGGGCUCAGGUUCGCUUCUUCCUCAUCCUCAGCACCUCGGGCAUCUCCAUCCACACCACGGAGCUGGAGGUGCUGCUGGAGCUCAACACGACCAGCGAGCAGCCGGGGCUGGAGCCGGUGGUCGCCCGCGCCCGCGUGGUCAUCGAGCUGCCCCUGGCCGUGACCGGCGUGGCCGUGCCCCCCCGGCUGUUCUUUGGGGGGCAGGUGCUGGGGGAGAGCGCGGUGAAGAGGGAGAGCCAGGUGGGCAGCGCCGUCCGCUUCGAGGUCACGGUGUCGCAGCGGGGGCCGGUGCUCCGGACCCCCGGCGCGGCCGCCCUGACCGUGCAGUGGCCGCUGGAGCUGCCCAACGGGAAGUGGCUCCUGUACCCGCUGAGCCUGGAGCUGGGCACCCCCCCCGUGCCCUGCAGCCCCCCGGGCAACCCCCUGCGCCUGGCCCUGGAGCCGCCAGGCCGGGGGGAGCCCCCUGAGGAGCCCCCAGCCCGCUCGUGGUGGGUGCCCGCGGGGAGGAAGAGGAGGAACGUGACCCUGGACUGUGCCCGGGGCACGGCUCGGUGCCGCCCGUUCCGGUGCCCGCUGCCGUCGCUGGAGCGCUCGGAGCUGCGGGCGCGGGGGCGUCUCUGGAACGGGACCUUCCUGGAGGAGUUCCUGGACGUGGAGAACCUGGAGCUGAUCGUGCGCGCCGAGGUCUCGGUGUCCUCCCCCCGCGGCAACGUCGUCAUCAGGGACGCGGUGGCACAGAUGUCGGUGUCCCUGCACCUGGACCCGGGCGUGGCCGUCACCGCUGUGCCCUGGUGGGUGCUGCCGCUGGCGGUGCUGCUGGGGCUGCUGCUGCUGGCGCUGCUCGUGCUGGGGCUCUGGAAGCUGGGAUUUUUCCGGCGGGCGGCGGCGGCCCCGCCCCCGGCCGUGCCGCGGUUCCGGGCCGUGCGAAUCCCGCGGGAGCAGCGGCCCCAGGCCCGCGAGGGCCACACCGGAACCAUCCUGCGGCCACAGUGGGCGGCCGGACCCACGGACAGGGACGGCGCCGGCGCCGCGCCCGGACCCGCCUGA
Molecule: messenger RNA, 2175 nt
Organism: Melozone crissalis (California towhee)
Lineage: Eukaryota; Metazoa; Chordata; Aves; Passeriformes; Passerellidae
Product: integrin alpha-7-like
Exons: 19
Coding region: 1-2175 (724 amino acids)
Biological process (GO): cell adhesion mediated by integrin; leukocyte migration; integrin-mediated signaling pathway
Cellular component (GO): integrin complex; external side of plasma membrane
Molecular function (GO): integrin binding
Source: RefSeq, a predicted model, not a curated record